AAGCAGAAGAACAGCUAGUGGUCAACGAAUUCUACGACAGCUGUAGUAGUUAGAGACUCAGGACUCUAGUCACUCUGCAGUGCGAACUGCGAAGUUUAGUAUUUGUAUAGUUGUGCUCUGUCGACCCGUCCGGCGCUUGUGCACUCUAGACACGAAGUUUGGUGAAGUUUUCAUUAUGAGUGGCCCUAACCCUUAUGAUCGACUACUUAAAACUAUCAAUGUCGGUGGAAAAGAAUUCAAGUAUUAUGAUCUACCUUCGCUAGGUCAAGAGUACAACAAGCUACCUUUCUCCAUCCGAGUGCUGUUGGAGUCUGCUGUCCGCAAUUGUGACAACUUCCAGGUGCGCGAGUUAGAUGUCAACAAUGUCCUCAACUGGUGUGUCAACCAAAAAGUGGAAGGGGGAGUGGAAAUCGCCUUCAAACCAGCUCGGGUAAUUUUGCAGGACUUCACUGGAGUGCCGGCUGUUGUCGACUUUGCUGCCAUGAGAGACGCCGUCAAGUCUCUUGGAGGCAAUCCUGAUAAAAUAAACCCUAUCUGUCCCUCCGAUUUGGUUAUAGAUCAUUCUGUCCAGGCUGACUUUGUGCGAUCGCCAGAUGCAUUACAAAAGAAUGAACAGCUUGAGUUUGAAAGAAACAAGGAGCGUUUUAUGUUUCUCAAGUGGGGGGCCAAGGCAUUCCGUAACAUGCUGAUUGUGCCUCCUGGCUCCGGCAUUGUGCAUCAGGUGAAUCUCGAGUACCUUGGCCGUGUUGUGUUCACUGAUUCUUCGGUCCUUUAUCCAGACUCUGUUGUCGGCACUGACUCGCACACCACCAUGAUCAACGGUUUGGGUGUCGUCGGUUGGGGUGUUGGAGGUAUUGAAGCAGAAGCAGUGAUGCUUGGUCAGGCCAUUUCCAUGCUGUUGCCUGAGGUAAUAGGAUACAAACUUGAGGGCAAACUCAGCCAAUACGCUACAUCAACAGAUCUUGUCCUAACAAUUACCAAGCACUUGCGGCAAGUAGGAGUCGUCGGAAAGUUUGUGGAAUUUUUUGGACCGGGGGUGGCAGAACUGUCCAUUGCAGACAGAGCUACAAUUGCCAAUAUGUGCCCUGAAUAUGGUGCUACUGUCGGAUUCUUCCCUGUCGACCAAAACAGCUUGGCGUACCUUCGUCAAACAAACCGAGAGGAGGCAAAGGUUCAGGCUAUCGAGGCAUACCUGCGUGCGGUGCGAAUGUUGCGCAACUAUGCAGAUGCGGCACAAGACCCUGUGUUCACACAGGUGGUCACGCUGGACCUGAGCACGGUGGUAUCUUGUGUCAGCGGUCCCAAGCGUCCCCAUGAUCGCGUCUCUGUCACAGACAUGAAGACAGAUUUCCUACAAUCACUCACCAACAAGGUUGGAUUUAAGGGGUUCGGUCUGAGCCCGGAUGUGGUGAAGAAGUCGGUGGAUUUUACGUACGAAGGGAAAACGUACCAGCUAAGACACGGAUCUGUGGUCAUUGCUGCAAUCACUUCCUGCACAAACACUAGCAAUCCUAGCGUCAUGCUUGGAGCAGGGCUGCUGGCGCGCAAGGCAGUUGAUGCAGGGCUCUCUGUAGCACCGUACGUCAAGACCUCCCUGUCUCCAGGCUCGGGGGUGGUCACUUACUAUCUGCGGGAGAGUGGGGUGGUCUCUGCUCUCACUCAGCUCGGCUUUGACACUGUUGGCUUCGGCUGCAUGACCUGUAUUGGCAAUAGCGGCCCACUGGAUGAGACAGUAGCUGACACCAUUGAAAAGAAUGACCUUGUAUGUUGUGGAGUGCUUUCGGGCAACAGGAAUUUCGAGGGGCGAAUUCACCCCAAUACCAGAGCCAACUACUUGGCUUCCCCCCUACUGGUCAUUGCCUACGCAAUCGCCGGGCGGGUCGACAUUGACUUUGAGACUGAACCAUUGGGCAAGAGAGCAAAUGGUGAGCCGGUGUACCUCCGUGAGAUCUGGCCGAGCCGGGAGGAAAUCCACAAAGUAGAGACCAAGCAUGUGAUACCGGCUAUGUUCCGUGAGGUGUACGCCCGGAUAGAGAAUGGCUCCAACAGUUGGCAGUCCUUGACAGCUCCCAGUGGCCAGCUGUACCCCUGGGACACCUCCUCAACCUACAUCAAGAACCCUCCAUUCUUCCAGGGCAUGACUAAGGAGCUGCCACAGCUAGGCAGUGUCAAGAAUGCUAAUGUGUUGCUGCUGUUAGGAGACUCUGUCACUACUGACCACAUCAGUCCGGCUGGCAGUAUCGCCCGAAACAGCCCAGCCGCUCGAUACCUCGCUAAGAGAGGGUUGACACCGAGAGACUUCAACUCGUACGGAUCACGACGAGGGAAUGAUGAUGUGAUGGCACGAGGAACAUUUGCCAACAUUCGGUUGGUCAACAAGUUGGUGAGCCAGUCGGGGCCUCGCACCUUGCACAUACCGUCUGGAGAAGAGUUAGAUGUGUUUGAUGCGGCCGAGCGCUAUGCACAGACAAACACUCCGCUGAUAGCCAUUGUGGGUAAAGAGUAUGGAUGUGGAUCAUCCCGUGACUGGGCAGCCAAAGGACCUUUCCUCCUUGGUAUUAAAGCAGUAAUAGCAGAAUCGUUUGAGAGAAUCCAUCGUUCGAACCUGGUCGGUAUGGGAAUCAUACCUUUACAGUUCCUGCCAGGACAGAAUGCCGAGUCACUAAAACUGACUGGCAAGGAGACCUACACCAUUGACAUUCCAGCUGAUGCCAAACCUCUUCAAAACAUCACAGUCAAGGUGAGUACUGGCCAAAGCUUUGAGGUCCUUCUGAGGUUCGACACCGAAGUGGAUCUGCUUUAUUAUCAUCACGGUGGAAUCCUCAAUUAUAUGGUUCGCAAAAUGCUGGACGCGUAGUACCGCACACACACAAAUACAUGGCAGUUUGAUGCAGGUGGUGUUCCAAAAAUUCAGUUGUAACGAGCAAUCUAAGAUGAACUUCAUGUUCUCAAUUAUAAAAAAAGAAACGAUGUUUAAGUAUCACUUCCAAGGUUUUAGUUAAAUUGUAACAAACUCCUGUAUAUUUAAAACACUCAUCAAGGCCUCUGCACACUUAACAGCUUGAAAACUGAAAUUAGAUUUUUAUAUUCAUUCAGAAUUAAUUAGAAAGUGUUUUUUCCAUGAUAUCAUCACAAUUUCAAGUUGCCUGUGUAGUGGAGUGUUUUUAGAUAUAUAAAGGCAGUGUUAGUCAGGUGCUUUGAUAAAAUAUUGUCUACUUGUUGUCUGUUAAAAAUAAUUCUUAUGUUAAUUUCCUCAUGUCUUAAAUAGUUAGCAAUAGAUUUUUAAAAAUUACAAUAUGUUUUAUUUAAUGUAAUAUUGAACACUGUCUGAAACAAAUGUCAUGAAUUUCUGUGGCCAUUACCCGACUGUAGAUGUAUUAUUUUCAUUACUAGUUGUGUAAUAAACGCUCCAGCAAUACCCCGAA
Homalodisca vitripennis (glassy-winged sharpshooter) is the source of this 3425-nucleotide messenger RNA. RefSeq names its product cytoplasmic aconitate hydratase-like. The transcript has 18 exons. Gene Ontology annotation, biological process: citrate metabolic process; tricarboxylic acid cycle. Gene Ontology annotation, molecular function: aconitate hydratase activity; 4 iron, 4 sulfur cluster binding. NCBI's taxonomy places the organism in Eukaryota, Metazoa, Arthropoda, Insecta, Hemiptera, Cicadellidae. The record is from RefSeq and is a predicted model, not a curated record. Bases 176 to 2857 code for a protein of 893 amino acids. Gene Ontology annotation, cellular component: mitochondrion; cytosol.